Danio aesculapii is the source of this 6017-nucleotide messenger RNA. RefSeq names its product diaphanous-related formin 3 (gene diaph3). The record is from RefSeq and is a predicted model, not a curated record. Gene Ontology annotation, cellular component: actin filament; cytoplasm. Lineage: Eukaryota; Metazoa; Chordata; Actinopteri; Cypriniformes; Danionidae. Bases 362 to 3895 code for a protein of 1177 amino acids. Gene Ontology annotation, biological process: actin cytoskeleton organization; actin filament polymerization. The transcript is spliced from 28 exons. Gene Ontology annotation, molecular function: microtubule binding; small GTPase binding; actin binding.
ACCUUUCUACCUAUUUCAUUUCUGCUCUUGUUUUUACCAACACGGACAGCAUACACGCUUUUCUGAUACUGGCAUUUUGCAUCACAGGAGUGUUUUUUUUUAACAUUUACAUCAAUGUACGGUUUGAAAAAAGGUGUUAGUGACAUCUAAGGAGCUGGCAAUUGGAUUACCGUCGUUAGCCGAUUUAUUAGACAACAACUAACUUAACUUACUGUCAAGGGGCGCUUCUCGUGCAAGUUCACCCGCGAGAGUCAGCUUAAUCCGCGCUCGCGCUUGUCUCUUUCAACGGGCAAUCUCGGAGACACAAUGAGCCAUUAAACACGGAAACUUUGUAGAGAUAGUUUUAUAGCUUCACCUCAAUAUGGACAACUACCGCCAACCAAGAUAUGAAGGCUCGAAUCAAGGAAGGGAGAAUAAAUUUAACCGCAAGAAAGGAUUUGGAGCCGGAGUGUCAUCUCAGGGCGGUUCAAGUGGGGAUGACGGAGAGAAGAAGCCUAAAUUUCACUUAAACAUCAGAACACUUACUGAUGAUGUGUUGGACAGAUUUUCCAGUAUCCGAAUCCCUGGCAGUAAAAAGGAACGGCCAAAUCUCUCCCACAUGUCCAAGCAUUCCUCUUCUGGUGACUGGUCAUCUUCCUCUGAGUUUGAGGAGCUUUCUUCAAGGAUCACAUCGGAGAAGGAAAUUCUUGCCCUCUUUGAGAAAAUGAUGGAGGAUAUGAAUCUUAAUGAGGAGAAGAAAGCACCACUAAGAGAGAAGGACUUAAACACGAAAAGAGAGAUGGUUCUUCAGUACGUCGUCACAGCUGCAAAAACCGGUAGUUUGAGGAGCAGCAGUCAGAUCUCUCCUCAGGAGUUUCUGAGUGAACUGAAAAGCGGCGCCACCGAUGAGAGACUGUUUGCCUGUCUGGACUCCCUCAGAGUAUCACUCACCAGCAACCCAGUCAGCUGGGUGCAGAGUUUUGGCCAUGAGGGUCUGGGUCUCCUAUUGGAUACGCUGGAGAAGCUCCUCCUCAAAAAACACCAAGAGAAGGUGGAUAAGAAGAGUCAACACAAAGUCAUUCAGUGCCUCAAGGCUUUUAUGAACAACAAGUAUGGACUUGAGCGCAUCCUUGGAGAGGAGACGAGUCUGGCACUGUUGGCCCAAGCCAUUGACCCUUGUCAGCCGGCCAUGAUGACAGAUGUGGUCAAACUACUCUCUGCAAUCUGCAUUGUGGGAGAAGAAAAUAUUUUGGAGAAGGUCCUUGAAGCCAUCACCACAGCAACAGAAGGAAGAGGGGUGGCCCGAUUUAACCCAAUCGUCCAAGGCCUUAGUGUUCGCUCCGUCCAGUUACAGGUGGCUUGCAUGCAGCUCAUCAAUGCCCUCGUAACGUCUCCUGAUGAGUUGGACUUCAGGCUGCACAUCCGAAAUGAAUUUAUGCGCUGCGGCCUGCGAGAGAUCCUGCCGAGCCUGAGUGUUGUAAAAAAUGAUGCUCUGGAUAUCCAGCUGAAGGUCUUUGAGGAACACAAGGAGGAGGACAUGAUUGAGUUCUCCCAUCGCCUGGAGGACAUCAGGAGUGAACUGGAUGAUAUUGGGGAUGUCUUUAAUGUGUUAUACUGUUCUGUGAAGGAAACAGGCGCUGAGAGCUAUUUUCUGUCCAUACUGCAGCACCUGCUACUGGUCAGGAAUGACUACUUCACACGGCCUCAGUAUUUUAAGAUCAUAGAAGAGUGUGUGUCUCAAAUCGUCCUUCAUCGAAGCGGCACAGAUCCUGACUUUGGCUAUCGCAAACGUCUGGAUGUGGACUUCAGCCAUCUAUUAGAAGUGUGUGUGGAAAAAGCAAGGACUGAGGAGUUUGAACUGAGGGCCUCAGAGUUGGCUCAAAAGUUGGAUGAGGAGUUCUUGGGCAGACAGGAAGCUGAAGCCCAGCUUUUGAAGAGGGAGGAGAAGAUCAAUGAGCUGGAAGCAGAACUUCAGGCUCAUAGAAACCAGUUUGGAGCCGUUCCAGGGGUCUUAACAUCAGGGCAAUCUGUUCCUGGUUUGUCCUCAUCCACGUUUCCUCCUGCCCCACCUCCUCCACCAUUUGUUCCUGGAGGUCCAGCUCCGCCGCCCCCUCCACCUCCACCACCUCCACCAGGCUGUGCCUCCAUACCCGGGAUGCCUCCACCCCCACCACCUCCUCUAGGACUGGGUGCACUGACAUCCGCAGUCCAAUACAUCCUGCCUUUCGGCCUGAAACCCAAGAAGGAAUUCAAGCCUGAUACCUCCAUGAAGCGCCUCAAUUGGUCCAAGAUCUCACCCCAGGAGCUGUCCGAGAAUUGUUUUUGGGUCAUCGCCAAAGAAGAUCGUUAUGAGAACGAAGACCUACUCACCAGGUUGUCUGUUACCUUCGGCACACAGCGAGCCGCUCGAAGAGAAGAGGAGGACCUGGAGGAGAAGAAAUGCAUCAAAAAGAGAGUGAAAGAACUGAAAGUGCUGGACCCGAAGAUAGCACAGAACCUUUCGAUUUUCCUUGGGUCGUUCCGUAUGCCCUACGAGGAGAUCAGGAGAAUGAUUUUAGAGGUGGAUGAGGAUCAGCUGACUGAGCCCAUGAUCCAGAAUCUGGUGAAGCAUCUGCCUGAACAGGAGCAGCUGAACGCACUGGUCAAGUACAAGAGUGAAUAUGCCAACCUCUCUGAACCAGAGCAGUUUGGAGUUGUGAUGAGCAGUGUGAAACGUCUGAGGCCCAGACUCAACUCCAUCCUGUUCAAGCUGCAGUUUGAGGAGCAGGUCAAUCACUUGCGUCCAGACAUCAUGGCGGUGAAUGCAGCCUGCGAUGAAGUGAGGAAGAGCAAACCUUUCAGCAGGCUCCUGGAGCUCAUUCUGCUCACGGGGAACUUCAUGAACGCCGGAUCGAGGAACGCCCAGUCCUUUGGCUACAACCUCAGUUCGCUCUGCAAGCUGAAGGACACUAAAUCGACUGAUCAGAAGUCCACCCUUCUGCAUUUCCUGGCAGAGAUCUGCGAAGAAAAAUUCCCAGAAGUGCUGAAGUUUGUGGAUGAUCUGCAGCAUGUGGACCGGGCCAGUCGAGUAUCGGCAGAAAACCUUGAGAAGAGCCUGAAACAGAUGGAGAAACACCUGCUGCAGUUGGAGAAGGAUCUGGACACAUUCAGCUCCACAGACGAUCAACAGGACCUGUUCCACAGCAAGAUGGCAAGUUUCUCCACGCAGGCGAGAGAUCAGUACCAGAAGCUAGUGGUCAUGCACAGUAAUAUGGUGACCCUUUACCUCAACAUGCUGGAGUAUUUCGCCAUCGACCCCAAGAAGACUUCUGUGGAGGAACUCUUCACUGACCUCAGCAACUUCAGAGCAAUGUUCAUGCAAGCAAUGAAGGAGAACAUAAGGAGAAAAGAGGCAGAGGAGAAACAGAGGAAAGCAAGGAUAGCCAAAGAAAAAGCCGAACGAGAGAAAAAAGAGCGGCAGAUGAAGAAGAAGAGAAUGCUGGAGGUCAACACAGAGAACGAUCAGACCGGUGUGAUGGAUUGUCUGCUGGAGGCGCUGCAGUCUGGAGCCGCUUUCAGAGACCGCCGUAAAAGAGCACCCAGACCCCGAGGUGAACCAACACAAACGUUCAACCCACAAAGUCCACAAAGACCUGUUCUGAAAGACUGCCACUACGAAAACAUGAAGGCAUCUCUGCAAAGGUCACGGUCGCGGCAGAAUAUCAAUUUAAACUCGACACGAGCACUCACUGCCAAGGAGCCUCAUUACGAGAGCGAACCCCAUCCGUCUGCAGCCCACAAGCCGACCCACCGGCCUGAGAGAGAGAAAGAAAAAGCCAAAGAGCGAGAGAAGGAAAAAGAGCAAACUCCCAUGCUUUGCUCAUCCAACGGUGACAGCGACGUCGAGGCCUUGCUCGCCCGCCUGCGUGCCCUAUGAUGACAUCACCUCUCGGGUUUGACCUCUGUAGUCGCUGCAGUGACACGGACACAAAAACGAAACACAAAGCUCCCAGUCACCUUUUGCUAAUAAAUGCCGGCGGGUUGUGAGCUCACAUGCACACACACACACAUGAAAAGUCUUAACAAUUAACCUUUCCCAUCCGUCUCCUCUGCCCUUUUACCUCCAACAACAGACUUGUUGUCCACAGAAGUGCGAGUCUUUGUGCUGGUCAGGGCCAGGAUAAAAACUUGCCGCUGUUUUUUUUUAAAUUUUAUUAUUAAGCAGCUAAUUAGCAGACAGUUUAGCAUGACCUUUGGGCUAAGCGCUCAUCUUUUUUAUGUCAUAAACAGUACAGUUAUUACUCUUUAAAAUGGCUUUGCUGCUCUUUAAAGAGCUCUGAUGUGCAUACUUUAACAUGAGCAGUUCAGAUGUGUCAUAUAUAAUACAUAUUUUCUGUAUCCAGACACAUUUUACUCCAUAUUCUUUAGCUUCUUCGGCAAUAUAUCUAAUUCCUUAAAGGUUUGUUCACCUCAAAAUGAAUCUUUCAUUCAUUCGUCCUCAUUUUUUUUUCCAGUUCCAGAAGUAAUGUACUCAUCUUCAGAACUUGAGAGACCAUCCAUUUAAAGUCUAUUUACUUCUGAAACAACAAAUAAGAUGAACAGAUCAAUUUGAAGGUUUUAUAAGCAUCAGCUAGCUAUAGUAUUCAAAUUUGGUCACAGAAAAUAAAGUGAGAACCAAUGACGUUCGUUCUGCCUUGUCACAUGGUACAUUUAGCAUUUUAGCUUCCUGACUUAAUGAAAACAGAAGCACAACCUGCUAUUUGUAUGAGAGAACUCCUCAUUAUUGAGGAGUUCUCUCAAACAAAUAGCAGGUUGUGCGUCUGUUUUUGUUAAGUGAUCAGAGUUUAUAUGUGGAUAAAAACCUGAAUUAAAUCAUAUAGAGUUCAUCUAGAGUUCAUGAUUUAAAGUGAAUACAGACUUUCAGACAUGUUUGUCUCUAUUUGCAUUCUAAAUAUGAACAAAAGUCAGUAUCACUUUAUUUUGAUGGUCUCUUUAAUGUAUUUAGUUGAAUUUAAGUUACAUUGCAUCUACAUGCCAACUAAUUCUCAUUAGAUUAUAAGUAGACUGUUAGGUUGAGGUUAGGGUUAGUGCAAGUUGACAUGUACUUACAAAGUAUCUUAUAGUCAAUCUGUUGAAGGAGCUGUAUCAGCAGAUAUUAAGCUGACAGUCUACUUAUUCUCAAAUGAGAAUUAAUUGGCAUGUAGUUGCAAUGCAACUUUUAGUCAACACAAUGUGCAAUAGGGACCAUCAAAAUAAAGUCUUACCUAAAAGUCUGUUUGGAGCGAUAUGAAGGAGAGCAAUUGAUGAUAAUUAAAAUUGGGGUAAAGUAACCAUAAAAUGAUGAUUAUUAUUCAAAUUAAGAACUGUUUUCAUUGUUAAUCUCCUUGUUUGUAUUUAUGUAUAUCUAAUCAGAGAGAACAGUUUUAUUAUACAUGAAAAAAAUCUUUAUAAUUAAUCAUUAUUAUUAAUGUACCAUUAAUUUGUUCUAUUUUUGAAAUAAAAUUUGAAUGUAUUAGUUGAAUUGCGUCCCUUCUAGAGCGAUGGUACUAUGCAAGAGCAGCGCUUCUGUAUUAGAAGAGCCACUGACAGGAGAUUCCUGUUUGCCUGGAGUAUUUGUACUACUUAGCAAACCUCACUGAUAAUAGCGAACACUUCUCUAACACACAUUUGCUCUCGGACCUGCUGCUUUUCCAAAUAGUGUUUCCUUUAUUUGUGUUUGUUUGUGAUUUAUUUUGUGUAUGUGUCUUUGUGUGCAUUUUUUAUUUCUCGUUAUAUAAUUGGCGAGUUUUCACAUUUAUCCUCAUGAUGUUUUCUGUUCUGCCAUUCCUGAUGUGAUUUUCCUCUUUAUUGCUCUCAAUCAGCCGUGACAUCAAAACGAGAUUACCUGUGAAAUCACAUCUCUCUCUCUCUUUCUUUCUCUCUCUUAUUCUCCUCGGACUUACUGCACUCGCAUCACCUUUCUGAUUCUUUCAAACAUCAUUCGUAUUAUUGGAUAGACAUUAUUGCCUUGACAUGCUUUGGUGAAACGUUUCAAAUAAAAUAAGGAAAUGCGAUGCGAA